Messenger RNA from Condylura cristata (star-nosed mole), 3267 nucleotides. RefSeq names its product solute carrier family 40 (iron-regulated transporter), member 1 (gene SLC40A1). Gene Ontology annotation, molecular function: iron ion transmembrane transporter activity; peptide hormone binding. The record is from RefSeq and is a predicted model, not a curated record. Gene Ontology annotation, cellular component: basolateral plasma membrane. Gene Ontology annotation, biological process: iron ion transmembrane transport. Lineage: Eukaryota; Metazoa; Chordata; Mammalia; Eulipotyphla; Talpidae. The transcript has 8 exons. The coding region runs from base 323 to 2059 and encodes 578 amino acids.
GCGGCCGAGGCGGCGGCAGUUGCGCGAGCUGGCACUGCGGCUCCCGCAAGGCUCCGGCGGCCUGUUGAGCCUCCCACCCGCCUCCAUAAGGCUUUGCCUUUCCAACUUCAGCUACAGUGUUAGCUAAGUUUGGAAAGAAGAACAAAAGAAGACCCCCGGACCGCUUUCCUUUUGUUGUUUACUGCAGUAGUCUUUGGGGUCUCUCUGCACAAGGCUGUUGUGUUUUUAGUGGUGCUAUCUUCAGUCCCGCACACUCCUGUUAACAAGAACCUCAGGAAGAGCAGCAGCAGCAGGAGUAGAGCAAGUCGGGGCGCCUGGUGUCAUGACCAGGGCAAGCAAGCGAAACCACCCGGGAGGAUGCUGCGGAUCCUUCACAAACUACCUGACCUCUGCAAAAUUCCUCCUCUAUCUUGGUCAUUCUCUAUCUACUUGGGGAGAUCGGAUGUGGCAUUUUGCAGUGUCUGUGUUUCUGGUAGAACUCUAUGGAAACAGCCUCCUCUUGACUGCAGUCUAUGGGCUGGUGGUGGCAGGAUCUGUGCUGGUCCUGGGAGCCAUCAUCGGUGAUUGGGUGGAUAAGAAUGCCAGACUUAAAGUGGCCCAGACUUCCCUGGUGGUACAGAAUGUUUCGGUCAUCCUGUGUGGAAUUAUCCUGAUGAUGGUUUUCUUACAUAAAAAUGAACUUCUGACCAUGUACCAUGGAUGGGUUCUUACAUCCUGCUAUAUCUUGAUCAUCACUAUUGCAAAUAUUGCAAAUUUGGCCAGUACAGCAACUGCAAUCACAAUCCAGAGGGAUUGGAUUGUUGUUGUGGCAGGAGAAAACAGAAGCAAAUUAGCAGAUAUGAAUGCCACAAUACGCAGGAUUGACCAGCUAACCAACAUCUUGGCCCCUAUGGCUGUUGGCCAAAUUAUGACAUUUGGCUCUCCUGUCAUUGGCUGUGGUUUCAUUUCGGGAUGGAAUUUGGUAUCCAUGUGUGUGGAAUACUUUCUCCUCUGGAAGGUUUACCAGAAAACUCCUGCUCUAGCUGCGAAACCUCCUCCUAAAGUAGAGGAAGCUGAAUUGAAACAGCUGAAUUUACACAAAGAAACUGAGCCAAAACCCCUGGAGGGAACUAAUCUACUGGGUGAGAAAGACCCUAACAUCCCUGAGCUUGAAGCUGAACAAGAGCCAAGCUGUGCCUCCCAGAUGGCUGAGCCCUUCCGCACCUUCCGAGACGGCUGGGUCUCCUAUUAUAACCAGCCAGUGUUUCUGGCAGGCAUGGCUCUUGCUUUCCUCUAUAUGACUGUCCUGGGCUUUGAUUGCAUCACCACAGGGUAUGCCUACACUCAGGGGCUGAGUGGGUCCAUCUUGAGUAUUUUGAUGGGUGCGUCAGCCAUAACUGGAAUAAUGGGAACUGUGGCUUUUACGUGGCUUCGUCGAAGAUGUGGCUUGAUCCGGACUGGCCUGAUCUCAGGAUUUGCACAGCUCUCCUGCUUGAUCUUGUGUGUGAUCUCCGUGUUCAUGCCUGGAAGCCCCUUGGACUUGACUGUAUCUCCUUUUGAAGAUAUCCGAUCUAGGUUCAUUCAAACAGAGCCCAUGCCUGUACUUACACCCACAGAAACACCUGACAUCACCCUUACAACUGAAAUGCACAUGUCAAAUGAAUCUAACCCUGAUAAUACUUUCUCAGCAAUGACUGCUAACUCUGAGUCCUUGAUCUCUGUCAGUCUGCUGUUUGCGGGUGUCAUUGCUGCUAGAAUCGGUCUUUGGUCCUUUGAUUUAACUGUGACACAAUUGCUGCAAGAAAAUGUAGUUGAAUCUGAAAGAGGCAUUAUAAAUGGUGUACAGAACUCCAUGAACUACCUUCUCGAUCUUCUGCAUUUCAUCAUGGUCAUCUUGGCUCCCAAUCCUGAAGCUUUUGGUUUGCUCGUAUUGAUUUCUGUCUCCUUUGUGGCAAUGGGCCACAUCAUGUAUUUCCGCUUUUCCCAAAAAAUGCUGGGCAACAAGCUUUUUGUUUGUGGUCCUGAUGAAAAAGAAGUUUCAAAUGAAACUCAAAUUAAUGCAUCUGCAUCUGAUGUGUAAGACAGUUAUGCUGUUGCUAUCCCUGUUACAAGAUUCUAUAAAGCACAUUGUACUUAUUUUGUAAUUCAGAUUUCCAGUAAAAGUCUGGGUGUUUCUCUCUGGUUUUACCAUAGCUAUAUGCUGAGGGCUAAAGCUAUUUAGUAAGCAAAGUCAGUAAAAAUGGAUUGGUUUAGUCCCACAUUUAUAGAAAAAUAAAAAAAAAAAGGAAAGAAAAACUUAGUUUCAAUAUGGAGACUAAAAUGGCCACAAUAAUAUUCCCUAAAUAGAUAAAAUUUUACAUAAAAAAAGAGUGGUUAGUCACGUGAAUUAAGUUAUUUGGCAGAUAAUUAUUAUUUGACAGGACUUCAGAUGUCACUUUUCCCUGAAAUUCAUUCCUGUUCAAGCAAGACACUUUUUUUGGUGUCUUAUUCUCAGUUACAUUGUAAAAACAAAUUCUGCUCCAAGUGUGAAGAUUGAACCUUGAUAACUAGUAUGGCCCUUAUUGAUCCUAUCGAUCUUUUAAGGGAUUUACAUACUUAGUUAGAACUUUAAAGAGUGCCUUCAUAUUUUUCUUAUCAGACAGGGCAAACUAUUAUAUUAAGCAUAUGUAGUACUUCAUAAAAUGGCUUAUCAUGUUAGCUUCAGGUAGAAGCAAAGCUGUAAAAUAGAUUUAUAACAGUGAAUAAUGUGGACUUCAAAUAUGCCAAUAGAUGGGUAAAAUCUGAAUCCUACUCAUACAGCACUGUCAUUAAGGAUCUCUGUCUUGGAAUAUGAGGGGGUAAGGCUUUCAGGCUGGCAUGUUCAACAUAGGAAGCGAGCCUGCACUUGGAAAGGUCUUGUUUCAUAAAUCAUUUGAUUUACUUUUAACAUGCUUGCCCAGGUAGAGCAUUUUUACUUUUACUAUUUUGUACCCAGGGGUUAUUUUUACAUAGUUGUAGAGCAAGUCUUUCAAAUGUCUAAGAAAAGUAGUUUUUUUUUUUUUUAAAAAGUUUUUGUAAAUAUUUUUAAGAACUGUUUUACAAGUCAUUUUGCAACAUGCCUGUACCUACAUGGUACUUUGCCUUAACUGUUUAUGCACUUUCAUGGAGACUGCAAUAAGAUGCUGUGAGCACUUUCUUUCUUCUUGAUGUUUAAUCUUUUUCUUCUUUCUGUAGUAUGACAUAAUGAUUUGCUAUGUUGUAAAAUCUUUGUAAAAAUAUUUCUAUAUAAAAGCAUUUUUAAAAUCUUGA